Messenger RNA from Gossypium arboreum, 891 nucleotides. Its product is annotated as protein POOR HOMOLOGOUS SYNAPSIS 1. The record is from RefSeq and is a predicted model, not a curated record. The transcript has 8 exons. The coding region runs from base 1 to 891 and encodes 296 amino acids. Lineage: Eukaryota; Viridiplantae; Streptophyta; Magnoliopsida; Malvales; Malvaceae.
AUGGCGGGAACUGAUCGCCCUGAGAACGAGAAGCCAGUGUACGCCAUUAAAGGCCAAUGGCAAGCUCAUUUCGCUCGUUUCAUAGUCUAUCCAUCUUUACCUUCCACCUGUCCCUCCCUCGUACCUAAGAGCCGACGCGGUCGCGCGUCUAGUGGCAACUGGAUCGCCACUUCUUCUCCAGCCGCUUCUGUGCAGAUCAUCAUUGACCUUUCCAGCUCCGAAACCGUCCUCUCCAUUUGUCUGGGCGGGAAGAUCCUUGAAGAGCACUACAUUUCCAAGUUGCACUUCUCUUGGCCUCAGAUCCAAUGCAUCCCUGAAAUUCCUGCUAGGGGCAGCAGAGCUGUAUUUGUAAGCUACAAAGACUGUGCUGACCAGAUCCAGAAGUUUGCUUUGCAAUUUUCUACACAUCAUGAAUCAGAAUCAUUCAUGAAUGCUGUGAAGGUGGAGAUAGAGGAGUUCCAGGGUGACGCUGAAACUGAACCUUUAAACCCAGAUUUUGGAUCUGACUCUUCACCACAAUCAGAUUUCAUAUCUAGUAAUGGACUUCCUUCUAGAGCCAAUCAGGAGUCGAGUGAUUUGAAUCCUGAUGGUUCGUACACUCCACAAAUGUCUCCCGGCUUGAGCUAUGAAAUUAGACAGCAGUCAUUUGAUCAAGAUGAGAUACUUACUAACAAUGCGGAAGGCAUUCUUCCACCCUUGCCCCCCAGUUUCUCAUCAUUACUGACCAAUUGCUGUCCUACCGCUGAAAAAGCUGCUAAUCAACCAACAGUGUCUCAGGAAAUUGAUCUCAAAUCCCAAAUUGUGAGAUACAUGGAAGAUUCUUCCUUCCAAGAUAUGUUGACUAAAGUAGAGAAAAUUAUCAGUGAAGUUGGAGCUGACGUGCUGCUGUAA